This is a messenger RNA of Bradysia coprophila, 1791 nucleotides long. Its product is annotated as ankyrin repeat domain-containing protein 13B. The record is from RefSeq and is a predicted model, not a curated record. Gene Ontology annotation, molecular function: protein binding. Lineage: Eukaryota; Metazoa; Arthropoda; Insecta; Diptera; Sciaridae. Gene Ontology annotation, cellular component: cytoplasm.
AUGGACGUUGAGUCUAUAGAGAAGAAAUAUCCAUUACAUUGGCUGGUUUGGAACAAUUCCUACGAAGAGCUGCAAGAAAAAUUGAAAAAUGAAGCGAUCGACCUGGAACAAUUGGAUCCUCGUGGCAGAACUCCACUAAUGUUAGCGGUACGAUUAUCUCAUUCACAAUCUGUGAAAGCUCUACUAGCGGCCAAAUGCAACGCAAAUGCUGAAUGUGACGGAUGGUCAGUGGUGCAAGAGGCUGUCUCCUCUGGUGAUCCAGAAAUUCUCACAGCAAUUCUAGAAGUUCGCGACCUGCAACGUCAUAUUCAACGUGUGACCCAUGUGCCACAGUUGUUACAGAAGUUGAUCGAGGCUCCGGAUUUCUACAUUGAAAUGAAGUGGGAAUUUACGUCCUGGGUACCGCUGGUGUCAAGGUUUUGUCCGAGUGACGUGUACAAGGUGUAUAAGCGAGGAUCCAAUGUGAGAAUUGACACGACAUUGUUAGGUUUCGAUUACACGACCUGGCAACGCGGCAAUCGCAGUUAUAUCUUCAAAGGACAAUGUACGUGCAACGCUGAUUCAGCAACAAUGAUCGAAGUAAAUCAUGACGCGCAUGAGGUGUCUAUAGAACAAUUGAAGGGUAUUGAAGGUGAAAUAACUGGCAUACCUCCCACCCGCGAAUCAGUAUCAGCCCGACUGAAUGCUCCGGUAACAUCAAAUCACAUUGACAUGGAGAAAAUAAGUUUCGAGCGAAAUAAGUCCGGAAUUUGGGGCUGGCGAAGUGAAAAAUCCGAGGACGUAAACGGUUACGAGUGCAAAGUGUAUGCGGCUAGCAACGUAGAAUUUAUUACACGAACGCGAACGGAGCAUUUAAGUGAAUCGCAGGCCCGACUUCGUCAUUCCCGUACUCCACUUCAAAAUUUCCUUGGAAUUGCUGAAGAAGAAUGUGCGUCACACGAUGCGUCUCCAUCGGAACCGGAACCACUGCUCAGCGUUGAAAAUUAUGUCGCUGGCAAGCCAGUCACGGCAGACGAAUAUUUUUCGGAUAUUGAUUUGUGCGGUCGUGAUAUUGGCAGACCACGGAAGAUGAGUGAAAAGAUUCAACGGUUUAAGGCCACACUGUGGCUAAGCGAGGAAUUUCCAAUAAAGUUGCAAGAACAAGUACUUCCCAUAUUAGAUUUGAUGUCGACGAUGGCAAGUCCGCAUGUGUCCAAGCUAAAAGAUUUCAUUACCAUGCAACUACCAUCCGGCUUUCCGAUCAAAGUGGAGAUUCCGCUGUUCAAUUUCUUGAAUGCAUGCGUCACAUUCGGCAAUGUAUUCGCACUGGAGACACCCGUCGAACAUGUGACGAAUAUACAAGAAAAGGAUCGGCUUAGUUGCGUGAUCGACGAUCGAUGUUUCGACAUCCCAACCAAUUAUGUAAACAAGGGCGGGGAUUAUCGACGCCAAUUGACGUUCGAAGAUGAGGAUGAUCUGCUUCAGUAUGCCAUCCAACAGUCGUUGAUCGAAACGGGUAGCGAAAGCGAACAAGUGGAUAUUUGGGAGGCAUUGAAAGCUCGUCGUCCGGUUACCCCGAAUAAUUUCGCCGAUGACGACGCUCAAAUGCAAAGAGUGCUUCAAGAAUCGCUGUACGAAUAUCUUCCAACAUCAAAUCAAACAACAACGACGCCAGUGGACGAUGAUCUUGCGCUGGCUUUACAACUGUCCGUACAACUGUCCGCUCAGGAACAAUCGCAACGUCAGCAGGAACUGUUGCGUGAGGAGGAAAUGUUCGAGCUGGCUCUUAAAUUAAGUUUAGAGGAGAAGUGA